CUUUAGUUUGGUGCUGAGACUGGCAAUUAGGAAAAUUUCAGGCCAUUUACAAUUGUUUAAAGGGCAUAAUAUUAUAAAGUAUAAAAAAAAUCAAGAUUGCAAAAAUGAACAGAUCAGACUCCACCAUUGGUUCCUCGUCUGACGAAUACAAUUCCAUUUACCCAGAUGAACCGUUGAAGGCUGUUCCCUUUGUUCGCAUUCUUUGGAUUGAUAAUUCUGGGAUACAUAGAUGUCGUGUAAUUCCAAAAGAACGCCUCGGAUUUGUGAAAGAGCAUGGUAUAGGGUUAAGUCCUGCAUGUUUAGCAGCACUCAGUUCAGUAUCUAAUGCUCCUGCAGAGGAUUCUGGUCUCACCUAUACGGGCAUGAUCAGAAUUAUUCCUGAUUUAUCUACCAGAUGCAGAAUCCCUUGGGAAAAGAAGCAGGAAAUGUGCUUAGCUGACAUGGUAAUUAAACCUGGUAAACCAUGGGAAUAUUGUCCAAGAGAAGUGUUUCGGAAAGUCUCUAAAAUAUUAAAAGAUGAAUUUGACUUGGUUGUGAAUGCCGGCUUUGAAAUUGAAUUUUACCUUUUGAAGAGUGUGAUGAGGAACAGCAAAGAAGAUUGGGUGCCAAUUGAUAAGACCUCUUACUGCUCUACAUCAGCAUUUGAUGUUGCAUCCUCUAUAUUGGAAGAUAUCAACACACAUCUUCAAACAAUGAAUAUUUCAGUUGAACAGCUACAUGCGGAAACUGGGAAAGGUCAGUUUGAAAUCGUCCUGGGAUACACGGAGGCUGGUACAGCAAUUGCUAGCUUAAUUUAUGCACGUGAAGUCAUCAGAUCAGUUGCAAGGCAACACGGGCUGCUGGCAACUUUUGUUCCAAAGUAUGCAGAAGAUGAAGAUGGCUCUGGAUCACAUGUUCAUAUCAGUUUGUCUAGAAAUGGAGAAAAUGUUUUUAUUGCAUCUGGUGAAUCAAAAUAUGGGAUGUCCAAGAUUGGGGAAGCAUUCAUGGCUGGGGUGUUGAAUCAUCUUCCUGCCAUAUUAGCUUUUACUGCAACACAUCCCCUUAGUUAUGAGCGAAUGCUACCUAAGACACGAAAUGCAGCUUACCUCUGCUGGGGGAAAGAAAAUACAGAGGCACCAUUGAGAACUGCUAGCCCUCCGGGAAUUGCCGAUGAUCUUGUAAGCCAUUUUGAAAUUAAAGCAUUUGAUGCAUGUGCAAACCCAUACCUGGGUCUUGCUUCUAUAACUAUGGCUGGGAUUGACGGCUUGCGAAAAGAUUUAAGUCUUCCAGAACCAGUAGAAGGAGAUUCUGAUGUCUGUGGUGAGAAGCUUCGAAGUGUACCAGAUUCUAUUUCUGAAUCUUUAAUUGCUUUAGCGGAAGAUACAUUGUUUACAGAAGUGAUGAGUGAAAAUCUUUUGACCGCCAUAAAAGCGAUUCGAAAGAUGGAGGUCAAGAACUAUUGUGAGCCUGAGAGGGACUACAGUCAGCCUGAGAUGGAUGUCUAUAAGGACCCACUCCAGGACAUUAUCUUCAAAUUUUAGGUUCAUAUCCCGACCAAUCUAAAAUUUAUGUUCCUUGUGAUUUUAUAUGUUUAAGAAUUUUUAGUUUCUAUUGCAGAUAAUUUCCUACCUUAUUUUACGAUUAUAUCUUUUGAUAUCUUUUGGAUUAUUUGACAAUGUAAAAGUCGUGGAUACAUCAAUUUCGAUGUAUGGCCCGUUUUAGUAUCAAACAGUUAUCGUUUAACAUUCAAGAACCAGUAAAAUGCCUAGGAAUAUGUA
Molecule: messenger RNA, 1757 nt
Organism: Nicotiana tabacum (common tobacco)
Lineage: Eukaryota; Viridiplantae; Streptophyta; Magnoliopsida; Solanales; Solanaceae
Molecular function (GO): glutamine synthetase activity
Source: RefSeq, a predicted model, not a curated record